Messenger RNA from Nothoprocta perdicaria, 993 nucleotides. RefSeq names its product mediator complex subunit 9 (gene MED9). The coding region runs from base 1 to 339 and encodes 112 amino acids. The record is from RefSeq and is a predicted model, not a curated record. Gene Ontology annotation, molecular function: transcription coregulator activity. The transcript has 3 exons. Gene Ontology annotation, biological process: regulation of transcription by RNA polymerase II. NCBI's taxonomy places the organism in Eukaryota, Metazoa, Chordata, Aves, Tinamiformes, Tinamidae. Gene Ontology annotation, cellular component: mediator complex.
AUGGGCACAGAGGCGCCGCCGGCCGAGCCGCCCGCCGAGCAGAAGCCGCCGCUGCCGCCGCCGCCGCCGCCCGCCCAGGAGGAGUUCUCCUUCCUGCCGCUCGUCCACGACAUCAUCAAAUGCAUGGACAAGGACAGCCAGGAUGUUCACCAGGUGCUGAAUGAGCUCAAGAACAAGUUCCAGGAGAUGAGGAAGCUGAUCAGCUCCAUGCCCGGCAUCGGUGUGAGCCCAGAGCAGCAGCAGCAGCAGCUGCAAAACCUCCGGGAGCAGGUCCGCACCAAAAACGAACUGCUGCAGAAGUACAAGAGCCUCUGCAUGUUUGAGAUCCCCAAGGAGUAGGAGGGGAGCAACUCUGCUCUCCGGGUCUGAGCUACUUCCUCUCCUGACCGAACACGGGAAGAGAAGGCGGCAGAAAUUUGACUUUUCUUUGGUUUAUCCUUUUUUUUUCUUGCCGCAUUGCUCCAAACUUGUGCCUGUGUGGAUCACAGCCACGUGACUGUGGAGAACACUGUGUGCUUCACAUGCGAUGAUUACAGCAGUACAUUCACUUUGAUCCGCUGUAGGACUGGGUGUGUUUAUACAUGCAUCUCUCUCCUGUUUUCUUUCWUUUUUUCCUUUUUUUUCAUUCAAGCAAGUGGGAGGCAUUAUGUUUUCUCCAUGCGAAGGGGCAAAUUAUGUGCUGCUUAACUUCAACAGGAAAAAAGAGGGUGUUUUCAGCAAUUUUUCUGCCUUUAUUUUCUUUUUUUCUUAAACUUACAAACACGGCCAAACUUCAGAGGGAGCAAAAGGGGGAAGCAAGAGCUGUUUGGCCCUGCUCCUGGAAACRGGAGAGCAUUGAGUCUCGGGAGACACUUUGCAGUCUGUGCAUGUUGAAAGAGCAAUGAUUGCUUUCAGUUGCUUUUGUAGUUCUCUCUUCCUCUCUCUUUUUGUUUUAAAUAUUUUUUGGCAAUAAAUGAUGGUUGUAUCUAAGAUGAGUCAUGAGUCGAGUAAAGA